Misgurnus anguillicaudatus (oriental weatherfish) is the source of this 1172-nucleotide messenger RNA. The record is from RefSeq and is a predicted model, not a curated record. Lineage: Eukaryota; Metazoa; Chordata; Actinopteri; Cypriniformes; Cobitidae.
CAUGAGAAGAUUGUAUGUCAUGAUGUUAAAGCUUUGUGAAAGUCCACCGUGAUGCAAUAUGGCUCAACUUCCUGUCUUCUCCAGAGAAACAUCACUUCUGUUUGAAAAUAAUACUUCGCUGUUGUGUUGGAUAUAUGCCAUCUGACAAAAAGACACAGGGUGGAUCAUUUCAUUUUAAAUGAAGGGAAAUUUGAAUUGUAAUGAUGUACGUGACAAAGCCUGCCGUGUGUUGGAUCUUUAUCCUGUCCUGCUGGCGAGUAACUGAAGAAACCAUGCAGAUGAAAAAAGGUGACACUUCAAUCUCUACGACGAACAGAACCGGAGUGGCACUAACAGGAGAAACUUUAUACAUCAGCCUGUACGUGAAAAUCCCUGCAAACUCCACCAACCAAAUUAAAUGCCAGCAUGAUGUGUUGGGGAGUGUUUGGGAAAAAAGGAUUGAAAGUAAAAAUGUUCAAAGUAAUAAGCAGGUGGUGGUAAUCAAAAUGCACAACACAUCUUUUUCUGGAGAUUACUCUUGCAGUUAUAUGAGUCAGGCGGUACAUUGGGUGAUUCUUGUAAGGGAUAAAGGUUAUGAGGAGCCAGAUGAUGUGUUAGAAAUUGAUGUCAUCAUACAGAUGAUUUUCUCAGGAGCUGUACUGAUCUUCAAUGUGGUUGGGUCACUUUACAUAUUAAAAAGAUACAAGGAACAACCUUCUUCCAAAGACAAGAAAAAUAAAGCACUGGAGGAGAGACCAACAAAUAGUGAAGAUGCAGCAAUGGAUGAAGAUGAUGCAUCCGCAUCACUUUACACUGAUCUACAACCCAGACCAGGCUCCAUAUAUGACAUGCUAAGUCCAGAAGUGAUGACACAUGCAGAAGACACGAAGAAUUGUAAACUAAAGAACUCUAAAGCUCAAGAAGAAGAAGUAUUUGAUUCUGUCUAUGAAAAUCUGUGAAUUUGUUUGUACAUUUUCAUUAAUGUUUUUAAAUAUGUAUAUUUUGUAAUGAAUUGUUUUGGUAAGUGUAUUAACUUCUUAAAAAACAGGUAACACGUUUUACUUAAGUUCAAAUAUUAUGUAUGACAAAAAAUAAAAUAACAGAGGAACAUUAAAACAAAAAAAUAUUAAAAAGAUCAAUGCUGUAUCAAUGUGUCGGUGUUUUCACCAAACUACAAUAUUUAAAAUUUUUAA